GAUACACAAAAAUGUUUUUAUUCAGAAGCGUCGGCAUUUUCAUAAAGUAUCUAUAAAGUAAACGAUCGUACAUACUUAUGUACAUAGUAAAAGAUCAUAUAAUUGAACGUGUACUUACAUACAUGCAUAUGUAUAUAUACAUAUGUUAUCUAUGUAUGCAAAAUAUGUAUGUGCAUUUAUAAAUACAUAUGUGUAAUAUUUAUAUAAAAUACUUCUUUUACGUUGGAAUUUAAAAAUUUUCAUUGAUUAAGCCUCUCAAAAACUCAAUUAAUUGUGAGGUGUCCGUAAAACAUUAAAAUUUCUUGUUAAAUAAUGUUUUUUUAAACGCUACUUUGUCAUCAAUAUUUUAUAAAAUAAUAUAUCGGCUAUAGAAGUCUAAUGCAUAUACAAACACCCGUGUUUGAUUUGACAUAUGUAGACGUCAUUUAGGUCAACGUUUUAAAGCAAAACACAUGCUGAAUGUGAAAGUUAUGUCAAGUCUAGUGUUAAUUGUUCAACUUAAAUAGAAAUUCAAGCGGAGUAUGGAAUCUCCCCCAAAUCAUUCCACAACUGCCUCCAUAACAAACGGCAAUUCGAACAGCAGUAGCUGUGAAGCUGUUAAUUUGAUUAAUUCGCAUAUAUCCAUGGUUGGUUUAGCUCCAUUGGCAUCAAGUGCAUCGCAACCAUCUCAGCCACUACCACAGACACCAACACUUCCAAUACCACUUCCUUCAUCAGUUGGACUUUGUUCUGUUAACCCUAUAAUGCCACAUUCAAUAGCAACCCCACCAUCAUUGAAUGCCGUUUUCGGAAACGGACCGCCAACAAUACCUUUGAAUACACUCGCCUCCCAGAAUAGACUUUUGGAACUUUCACGUUUUGGACUUCGUGGUUAUGACUUAGCACAACAUUUGUUGACCCAACAAAACGCUGUAUCUAAACUACUGGGUACGCUAAGACCACCUGGUUUAAUUGGAGGAUCGAAGCCUAAAGUUGCUACUCCAGCUGUAGUAUCAAACAUUGAACAAUACAAACGUGAGAAUCCUACAAUAUUUGCGUGGGAAAUUCGAGAACGACUGAUAUCUGAAGGUGUUUGUACGAAUGCCACAGCACCAUCAGUAUCAUCAAUAAAUAGAAUUCUACGAAAUAGAGCUGCAGAAAGAGCUGCAGCAGAGUUUGCACGUGCCGCUAGUUAUGGCUACAUUAAUCCACAACAUCCAUAUGCAAGUUUUCAAACAUGGCCAACACCAUUGCCGGCAGCAAAUCAACUGUGGCAUCCAAGUACCAAUCAGAAUGCAAUUUUCGAAAAAACUAUUAAUAAAACCAGUAUUGAUUUAAACGUUUCGCUCACUGGAACAUCGCCAACAUCAAGUGGAAAUGACACAAUGGGAUCUCCAGAAGCCAACAGAAUGAUAGAUAUUGAAGGUGAGGAUUCAGAGUCGGAUGAUAGCGAUCAACCAAAAUUUCGACGUAAUCGAACCACAUUUAGUCCCGAUCAACUGGAAGAACUAGAAAAGGAGUUUGAAAAGUCACACUAUCCAUGCGUAAGCACACGAGAAAAGUUAGCAUCUCGCACAUCACUUAGCGAAGCAAGAGUUCAGGUUUGGUUUUCCAACAGACGAGCGAAAUGGCGUCGGCAUCAACGUGUGAAUCUACUACGAAAAAGGGACUCGAUAUCACCACAAAAUCAUUGCUCUCCUAUCAAUUUCUCAACGGAACAACAUUUCUCGCACCAGCUACCACAGAUACUGUCGAGAAUACCGGGGGUCGACAGUUCAUUAGAACCAAUGAAGCUGAGCCAACAUCAAGCCCUUCUAUACCCAAUAUAUCAACGUGUUGGGAGCACACCGUACCUCGAUACCAGCGAAAAAAAUCUGAACUCGACAACGCCAACUUUAAGCAAUACUCCCAUCCAUACCGAAAGUCCACCUCCAGCGGAAUCAAGCAGCAAAAGUCCAAAACAUCCGAAGGGACAAAUAACGGAUCAAAUACUAUCACACACAGCAUCAGUUCCAUUAUCAAUGGGAGGUGAAAAUAGUGCUUUUAAAUCCAUAAAUAUUUUCCCACCAAACUUUGGCAAAACUAUAGCCAAUAAACCGACUUUACAGUAUCUAGACUUAUCCUCUUCUUCAAUGGUAGUCGAUGCAAAUUCAACCGGAAGCCAAAAUCAUAAAAAUAUAAAGACCGCACCAACACUACGUUUAAAAAUUCAUCCAAUUGAUAUUAUGACUGACGGAUAUAAUAGUGGCAGUGAUCGUGAUAGUACUAGUGACGUCGAAAACAUUUACAAAAAUGAGAAUAGUAAUAAUAAUAAUAUUAAUGAUAAAUGUAACAUAAAUGAUACGAAUAAUAUAUACACAAUAUAGUAUUUAGCAUGUAUACAUUAUAAAAAAAUAAAAUUUUAAAUUAAUAUACUCAUAGUUAUUUCAAUUAUUUAAAACAUUUAAUUUAAUUGUAUAUAUUAUAUCACAAACGUAAAUAAAUAGAUUCUUACGAUUUUAUUAAAAUUUCC
Messenger RNA from Lucilia cuprina (Australian sheep blowfly), 2491 nucleotides. It is a transcript of the gene toe, whose product is annotated as paired box protein Pax-7. Gene Ontology annotation, molecular function: RNA polymerase II cis-regulatory region sequence-specific DNA binding; DNA-binding transcription factor activity, RNA polymerase II-specific. The coding region runs from base 522 to 2345 and encodes 607 amino acids. The transcript has 6 exons. Lineage: Eukaryota; Metazoa; Arthropoda; Insecta; Diptera; Calliphoridae. The record is from RefSeq and is a predicted model, not a curated record. Gene Ontology annotation, biological process: anatomical structure development; regulation of transcription by RNA polymerase II.